CUCUCUACACGCCAUCCCCACCCAACACUCUCUCUCGUCUCCUCCGCCAUGGCCUUGGAAGCCCUCAGCUCUCCGACGACCCCCUCCCCUCCCUUCCACUUCAUGAAGGACCCCUCCUCCGCCUCCGCCUCCGCCUCCGCCUCCGCCGCCGCGUCCUCCUCGUCCUCCGCCGCCUACGACGUCCGCUUCGCCGAGCCCUGGGCCAAGCGCAAGCGCUCCAAGCGCCCCCACAACCCCCCCACCGAGGACGAGUACCUCGCCCUCUGCCUCAUCAUGCUCGCCCGCGGCGGCGCCGGCCGGAGGAGCCUCCCGUCGCCGCCCCCGCCUCCCCCGGCGGCGGCGACCUACAAGUGCCCCGUCUGCGACAAGGCCUUCUCCUCUUACCAGGCCCUGGGCGGCCACAAGGCCAGCCACCGCAAGCUCGCGUCCGCGGCGGGGGAUGACCAGCAGCCGACCACGUCGACCUCCGCGGCGACGACCUCCUCAGGCGUGUCCGAGAAGUCGCACGAGUGCUCCAUCUGCCACAAGAGCUUCCCUACCGGCCAGGCUCUCGGCGGUCACAAGCGGUGCCACUACGAGGCCCCCGCCACCUCCGCCCCCUCCGCCCACGCCCCGGCGCCGGCCGCCAGCGGGGUGAGCGUGUCGGAAGGCGUGGGGUCCACGCACACGCAGAGCCAGGGUCACCGCGAGUUCGACCUCAACAUCCCGGCCCUCCCGGAGUUCUCCCCCAGGUUCGUGGUCUCCGGCGCCGCCGCCGACGACGAGGUGGAGAGCCCGCACCCCUCCAAGAAGCCCCGGUUCUUGGCGCCGGUGAAGGCGGAAGCGGCGGCGGCCUGAGA
Molecule: messenger RNA, 839 nt
Organism: Syzygium oleosum
Lineage: Eukaryota; Viridiplantae; Streptophyta; Magnoliopsida; Myrtales; Myrtaceae
Product: zinc finger protein ZAT10-like
Exons: 1
Coding region: 49-837 (262 amino acids)
Biological process (GO): response to stress
Molecular function (GO): DNA-binding transcription factor activity
Source: RefSeq, a predicted model, not a curated record